Messenger RNA from Cephus cinctus (wheat stem sawfly), 3061 nucleotides. RefSeq names its product engulfment and cell motility protein 1 (gene Ced-12). The record is from RefSeq and is a predicted model, not a curated record. Gene Ontology annotation, cellular component: plasma membrane. Lineage: Eukaryota; Metazoa; Arthropoda; Insecta; Hymenoptera; Cephidae. The transcript has 7 exons. The coding region runs from base 435 to 2615 and encodes 726 amino acids. Gene Ontology annotation, biological process: actin filament organization; cell motility.
CAGAACUGCAUGAGAUAGGCAAGUGCAAUGGCGCGGAUCAGCGUGGAUUAAUAAAACCUGUUUGACAAGUUGGCAAGUUAAAGACCCUUUCACAGAUUCACCUUGCGCAAGAAACUCAAAUGAAAAUCACCUGCUGUAUGAAAACAAGUUGAUUUGUUGUAAAGCACGAAACUGAAAAUCACCCUCGUAAAUAUAUAUUGAAGUAUGUAUAUUGUAUGCUGUGUGUAUAUAUAUAUAUAUACACGUUCAGGAACAGCGUGAAUUAGGGAAGUCAUUAAAUGCAGGAAGCGUCGGGACGACGCCUGUAGUCAUGGCUGUCGCGUCGUGAUAUGGCAGUUGUCAAAAUUUGUCAAGAACUAAUAAAUUUAAAUAAAGCGACAUUGCUGUAAAGAUUCGCGUUACAGACAACGGCCUAUCAUUAAUUUUUAACUUACAUGUACACACAGACAAUAAAAAUGCCGGCCCAAAAAGAUUCGAAUAUUGUGAAAAUUGCUGUGGAAAUGACUGAUCAAGUUCCCCAGCUUAUUGAAUUCAAUCAAAAACAACCCCUUACUGGAAUUAUACAGGAGCUUUGCAAUGGAUGGGGACUGACUGAUCCAGAUACUUAUUCUCUGCAAUUUUCUGAGAACAAUAAUCAAAAUUAUAUUACAGAGAAGAAUCGUAAUGAGGUAAAAAAUGGGAGUGUUCUUAGGUUGGAACAUUCUCCGUCAAAAACAGCAAGUGAUAUCCUUGGAAAAUUGAUUCAUGGCACUGCGGAGGAGAAGGUUGUAGCUUUGCAGAAACUCAGUACACUCAGUAUGGACAUGACGUUUGCUUUGGAAUUUAUUAAUAAACAAGGACUUGCAUUAAUAAUUUCUCAGGUGGAUUCUGGUAAAUACAAGGGCAGUGGACUAGCUUACUCUCUACAGUCCUUUGUUGAAUUGAUGGACCAUGGAAUUGUAUCCUGGGAUAUCUUAGAGACUCCUUUUAUCAACAAAGUCGCAAGUUACGUCAACAACCAGUCUAUAAGUCAAGACUCGAAUGUCAUAGAGGCUUCACUGAGCAUCCUAGAGAACAUAGUGUUGAAUUCAUCAGGAAAAUAUGCCCAAGUCGAGAAGGAAGUUACUUUUCCAAAUUUAGUAAUGCACCUGCAAAGCAUGAGUCCUCAAAUACAGCAGAACGCAAUUGCAUUGAUAAAUGCUCUCUUUCUGAAAGCUGAUGUGGCAAAGCGUAGAGCUGUGUCCUCCACAUUGCAAUCUAAGCAAGUGCGCAAUGUCUUCCUGACAAAUGUGAUUCAGUCUACCGGACAGGUUGGCACAGAAAUGGCACAUCAGUUGUACGUACUCCAGACACUAAUGCUCAGUUUACUAGAGCAGCGAAUGAUGACGAAGAUGGAUCCCCAGGAUCAAGAUGCUCACGAUAAAAUCAAGGAGCUUCGUAGAAUAGCUUUCGAUACCGAAGGCUCUGCUAGUGGUGACGUUGCUGCACGGAAGCAAGGUCUUUUUGCGAAGGAUUAUAAAAAAUUAGGAUUCAAGUAUGACAUAAAUCCUGCACUCGACUUUACGGAAACUCCACCCGGUAUGUUGGCUUUGGACUGUAUGGUGUAUUUUGCGCGAAAUCACACCGAAAGCUAUACAAAAGUUGUGCUGGAGAAUUCAUGCAGAGCAGAUGAACACGAAUGUCCAUUUGGCAGAACUAGUGUGGAGCUUGUUAAAUUACUUUGUGAGGUGUUACGCAUUGGAGAAGCCCCUAGCGAACAGGGUCAGUCUUAUCAUCCAAUGUUUUUCACUCACGAUCAUCCCUUUGAGGAAUUUUAUUGUGUUUGCAUUGUCCUAUUGAAUAAAACAUGGAAGGAAAUGCGAGCCACUACGGAAGACUUUGUGAAAGUCUUCUCCGUGGUGCGCGAACAAAUCACUAGAGCCCUGCAAUGCAAACCAACUGGACUGGAUAAGUUUAAGAAUAAAUUACAACAGCUAACGUAUUCAACGAUUACUAAUUUGUGGCAACAAGAAAGGACGAGUCGUGAGGAAUGGGAAAGUCAUGCGAGACCGAUAGUAGAACUCAGAGAACAAAUCACUCCGGAAAUAUUAGAUUUAAUCCAGCUGCAGCGUUUAGGAUUCCUUGUGGAAGGCACCAGGUUUACUAAAUACAGUGCCAGAGGACAGAGAAUCAAAGACAAAUUCUGGUAUGUGAGGCUCUCUCCUAAUCACAAGGUGUUUCAUUAUGGAGAUUGUGAUGAAAAAUCUGUACCAACGAUAGAUGAGCUUCCGACAAAAUUAGCCGUAGUGGAAAUACGAGGUUUACUUACAGGAAGAGAGUGUCCUCAUAUGAAAGAUUUACAGAGGCGAAAAACUACGCAUCAGUUAGCCUUUUCUUUAGCUUUAGAUUCUGUGGAAGUUUCUAGUUUAGAUUUUGUCGCACCGGAUGAACAAGUUUUCGAUUACUGGACGGACGGCAUCAACGCUUUACUUGGUAAUAAAAUGACUAGCAAAGAGACCGAGAAUGAUUUGGAAACACUCCUCUCGAUGGAUAUAAAAUUGCGACUUUUGGAUGCUGAAGGAAUCGAUAUCCCACAGGAUCCUCCACCAAUUCCAGAACCGCCACCAAAUUACGACUUUUGCUACGAACUCAAGUAGAUUUCAAACUCUUGUAAUUUUAAUAUAGAAUAGAUUGUCUCAAUAACAGUUAACGAAUUGUGUAUCUUAGUAGCGACUGCCAUGGCGAAUACUCACUUGGUGUAUUAAUCGAGAAGAGAGAUUUGUCUGGCUACAGUUUUUAUUUCUAAUCAUUGCUAAACUAUAUAAUAUUAGAAGUUGCAAACGCCAGCGACUGACGAUGAGGCAUUAUUAGGCGUACCUCACUUUCCUUUUAAUUCCCGGGACGAUGCAUUAUAUUUUACCAAAGAUAUUCUUUUAAGAAUUUCAUAUACACGCUUUUGCGCAACAAUAUUAUACAGAUUAGGUAUACAAUAUUUAAAAAAAAAUUCAUAUCUACCCUUUUAAAGACGAAACUUUUAUCUUGAAUCUCUGUUAUUAAAUUUAUUUUCAUUGCCAUUAGAUCUAUAUAUUUAUCUAUUUUAUAC